Striga asiatica is the source of this 396-nucleotide messenger RNA. The record is from the annotation of a GenBank genome assembly. NCBI's taxonomy places the organism in Eukaryota, Viridiplantae, Streptophyta, Magnoliopsida, Lamiales, Orobanchaceae.
AUGGAAUGUGGGAAACCUGAACUGAGGACUGAGAUAGAUGGGAGUCUGUUUUGGGUGAAGGACCUUCUAUUGGUAGGUGGUGUCCAAUGGGAUACCAACUUGAUCAGAGCUCUAUUCAAUGUGAAAGAUGCCACUAAAAUAUUGCAGAUAAAAUCUUUGAAUCCUAGAGCAGCUGACCAUUGGAAAUGUUCUUUUCUGGUGAAAGGAAAUUUACAGACAAGAGGUCUGCCUGUAGAGAAAAUUUGCAGAGUUUGUGGUGAGGAUGUGGAAACCCAGGAACACACUUGUUCAUGUGCAGGAGAGCUAGGACUGUUUGGCAGAUAUCCCAAGUCCAAUGGAACAGAGUGCAUAAAGAUCAGCUGCGUUUUAAGUAAUGGUGGUGGAUUAGCACCAUGA